Lactuca sativa (garden lettuce) is the source of this 438-nucleotide messenger RNA. The record is from RefSeq and is a predicted model, not a curated record. Lineage: Eukaryota; Viridiplantae; Streptophyta; Magnoliopsida; Asterales; Asteraceae.
AUGACGGUUGGAACAAGGCUUACACCUUCGUUAGAUAAACCUGCUGUUGAUCUUACUUUUUACAGGAGCAUGAUAGAUUCAUUGCUUUAUCUUACUGCAAGUCGACCUGAUAUCAUGUUUCCUGUUUAUAAUUGUGCAAGGUGUCAAGCAAAUCCCAGAGAACCUCACUUAACUGCUGUGAAAAAUAUCUUUCGUUAUCUCAAAGGAACAAUUUUGUUUGGAUUGUGGUAUCCUUCGAAAUCAGGCUUUUUCAUUCAAGCCUUAUUAGAUUUCGAUUUGGUAGGUUGCAAUCUUGAUCGAAAAAGUACAAGUGGCGGAUGUCAAUUAUUGGAUGGGAAGCUUGUUAGUUGGCAGUCGAAAAAGCAAACAUGUGUUGCAGUUUCAACUACUGAAGCAGAGUAUGUUGCGGCUGCUGCUUGCACUUCUCAAAUAAUAUAG